Messenger RNA from Xyrauchen texanus (razorback sucker), 4424 nucleotides. Its product is annotated as V-set and transmembrane domain-containing protein 2-like protein. The coding region runs from base 144 to 809 and encodes 221 amino acids. The record is from RefSeq and is a predicted model, not a curated record. The transcript is spliced from 4 exons. NCBI's taxonomy places the organism in Eukaryota, Metazoa, Chordata, Actinopteri, Cypriniformes, Catostomidae.
UGCAAAUACACGGUCUCCUCACAGCCUGUCCUGUCGCUCUCAUCGGGGACAAAACCCAUCAGUAACCCCUCUCAUAUCUGGAUCUAUCUCUCUAAACCGUUUAUAUUCACCUGAUGUGAGAGAGUGUUUAGCAGGGAGCAGCGAUGGGCGCGUUUGGAGUGAUCUUGAGGAGUUUACAUUGUGUGGGACUCUACAUCCAACUUAGUGCCAGUGUCAGACAAGCGGAACGAGACGAGGUAGAGAACCACAUAUUCAGCAACGCUCUCUUCACAGAGGUCCCUCAUGACAUCACGGCACAGCGUGGACAGGAUGUGGAGAUGGCGUGCUCGUUCCGGGGUGCGGGCUCACCGUCCUAUUCACUGGAGAUACAGUGGUGGUACAUCAGGAACCACAGAGAAUGGACGGACAAGCAGACGUGGACCACCAAUCAGGUGAUUCCCCAGAAUGAGAUGUCGAAGGACGCCACCAAAAUCAGUGUGGUGAAGGUUGCCGGUAGCAACAUCUCCCACAAGCUGCGUCUGUCCAAUGUGAAGCCGUCGGACGAGGGCACAUACGAAUGCCGCGUCAUCGACUUCAGCGACAGUAAACUGCGCCACCAUCACGUGCGGGCAUACCUGCAGGUGGAGCAGGGCGAGGGGAACAUGGCUCCUCCAUCCCAGCAGGGGGCAGCAUCACAAGAGGAACUUCUGCAGUCCGAGCACAACAAGCAUCAGCCAGUGCACCACUCCCACCACAAACCCGGCCGAGAGCUCAGGAAGAGGUCCGCUGAUGAUAGUACCACUGACUGCACAGAGAGCUGUGCACUUUAAAUUCCUCAGCUUAGUUCCAACUCGACCCCGACACCCCAAACCCUCAAUUCCUUAAGCCUAGAGCCCUAAUUUUAAAAGGAUAGUUCAGACAAAAAUUAAAAUUCUGCUAUCGUUUACUCACCCUCAUGCUGUUCCAAACCAAUGUGACUUUCUUUCUUCUGUGGAACACUAAAGGAGAUUUUGAAUUCUUUUAAAUGUUCACACCGUUCUUUUCCCAAAAUAUUGAGUAGCUUCAGAAAACUUGGAAUGUAGCACACAAGUCGUAUGGACUUCUUUAAUGACAUUUUAAUUGUUUUUCAUGUUUUUUUGUUCUCUGUCACUUGAAAGUCCCUGGACUGCAAAACAAAUUAUCAUAUUAUAUAUAUAUAUAUAUAUUAGAUCAAAAUUACAUAAGAUAAUUACAUGAGUCAUUUUUCCAACAGUUGUUUACGGACAGAUUGUUUCACUUUUAAUUGACUAUAGCACAAUUCCAGUGGGUCAGAAGUUUACAUACAUUAAGUUAACUGUGCCUUUAAGCAGCUUGGAAAAUUCCAGAAAAUGAUGUGAAGCUUUUUGGCAAUUAGCCAAUUAGCUUCUGAUAGGAGGUGCACUGAAUUUGAGGUCUACCUGUGGAAGUAUUUUAAGGUCUACCUUCAAACUCAGUGCCUCUUUGCUUGGCAUCUUGGGAAAAUCAAAAGAAAUCAGCAAAGACCUCAGAAAAUAAAUUGUGGACCUCCACAAGUCUGGUUCAUCCUUGGGAGGAAUUUACAAAUGUCUGAAGGUCCCACGUUCAUCUGUACACACAAUAAUAAUCAAGUAUAAACACCAUGGGACCACGCAGCAUCAUAGCGCUCAGGAAGGAGAAGCAUUCUGUCUCCUACAGAUGAGCGUAGUUUGAUGUGAAAAGUGCAAAUCAAUCCCAGAACAACAGCAAAGGACCUUGUGAAGCUGCUGGAGGAAACAGGUUGACAUGUAUCUAUAUCCACAGCAAAACUAGUCCUAUAUCGACAUAACCUGAAAGGCUGCUCAGCAAGGAAGAAACCACUGCUCCAAAACCAUCAUAAAAAAUCCAGACUACAGUUUGCAAGUGCACAUGAGGACAAAGAUCUUACUUUUGGAGAAAUGUCGUCUAGUCUAAUGAAACAAAAAUGUAACUGUUUGGUCAUAAUGAUCAUCGUUAUGUUUGUAGGAAAAGGGUGAGGCUUGCAAGCCUAAGAACACCAUCCCAACCGUGAAGCAUGGGGGUGCAGCAUCAUGUUGUGGGGGUGUUUGCUGCAGGAGGGACUGGUGCACUUCACUAAAUAGAUGGCAUCAUGAGGAAGGCAAUUGAUGUGGAUAUAUUGUAAUAAUGUAACAAGAGAUGUAAUAAGUAACAUCUCAAGACAUCAGCCAGGAAGUUAAAGCUUGGUCGCAAAUGGACAAUGACCCCCAAGUACCUCCAAAGUUAUGGCAAAAUGGCUUAAGGACAACAGAGGCAAGGUAUUGGAGUAUCACAAAGUCCUGAUCUCAAUCUGAGCAAGGAGGUCUACAAACAUGACUCAGUUACACCAGUUCUGUCUGCAGGAAUGGGACAAAAUUCCAGCAACUUAUUGUGAGAAGCUCGUUGAAAACUCCCCAAAAACAUUUGACCCAAGUUAAACAAUUUAAAGGCAAUGCUGCCAAAUAUUAAAAAAAGUCUAUGUAACCUUUUGACCCACUCAGGAUGUGAUGAAAAGCUGAAAUAAAUCAUUCUCUCUACUAUUAUUCUGACAUUUCACAUUACAUUUUAAUUAUUAAUUUUUUCUCCCCUAUUUGGCAUGCCCAAUUCCCAAUGCGCUCUAGGUCCUCGUGAUGGCAUAGUGUCUCAGUUGCCUCCGCGUCUGAGACCGUCAAUCCGCGCAUCUUAUCACGUGGCUUGUUGAGCGCGUUACCGCGGAGACAUAGUGCGUUUGGAGGCUUCACGCUAUUGUCCACGGCAUCCACGCACAACUCACCACACGCCCCACUGAGAAAGAGAACCACAUUAUAGCGACCACAAGGAGGUUACUCCACGUGACUCGACCCUCACUUGCAACCGGGCCGAUUUGAUCAGCACGCCCUGGAUUCAAACUCACAACUCACGGUGUGAUGGUCAGCGUCUUUACUUGCUGAGCGACCCAGGACCCCCCCAGACAUUUCACAUUCUUUAAAUAAAGUAGUGAACAUAACUAAGACAGGGAAUGAUUUCUAAAAUUAAAUGUCAGGAAUUGUGAAAAACUGAGUAUUUGAAUGUAAUUGGCUAAUGUGUAAAGUUGUAAAAUGUGUACGUUUCUGUAAAACAAUUUAUUUUGUUUUCCACAGAAGAAAGAAAGUAAUAUACUGUAGGUUUGGAACAACAUGAGUGUGAAUAAAUGAUUACAGAAUUUUCAUUUUUGGGUGAGCUUUUCCUUUUAACACAAGAUGUAUAUUUCUGUAUAAAACAACAGUAGAUGUCUGUUCAGAACAGCGAGUGCAUGUCACAAAUGUUUCUAAUAAUAUUUGCUAAAUAACAAGCAACAAAAUUGGACCGUUGAUUUAAACUCUUUGCUCAUUCUUAGUACGAUCGGAUUCAUGUUUUUGAUGCAGUGUUUCUGUAGUCAGAUGGGGUAAUCACACGAAGAAAUGUCUGGAUUAUAUUUAACCCCAAAAUCAAGAGAAAAAAAAAUGUAAUAAUAAUAAUAAUCAAAUAUUAGAAAAUCAAUUUCAAUGAAUGUAAAUAAUACAAAAAUCACUUUUCAAUGAAAGUAAUGUCACUUAUUAGUCCUUAACAAUCUGAAUAUUGUCUUUAUUUCCUUUUGAUUUUGGCGUAAAGUAGGACAUUUCUGGACAGUUUUGCGAGAGUCGCCCAGAGAGGAGGGGUAGAACAAAAGUUAAUGUUCAAAAUAUUCCUCAACCGGUCUGAACCAUGACAUUUCCAGGCUGUAAUUACUAUCGUUGUUUACAUAUAAUGUUAAAUGCACCGGUCUGCGGGGUUUAUUUAGACUUUAAGAGAUUUCACAGGUGCAAAAAUGUGCCAAUAGGCUUCUGUCUUACGAAUGAGGGGACGAUGCACACGCGAUAUUACAAUGUUUCGUGAUUUUAUGCAGCUUUUGAAAACAAUCACAGUGUGUUUAAUGGUAUUAUUGGCAGCUUAGUUUCUGGUUUAUUUGAUUGUUUAGAUUCAAGCGUUUUUGGAAGUAAUAACUGUGUACAGAUUGUCUCUAUUACAGUGAUCCUGCAGGAGACUGGUUUCAACCUCAAUGUAUGCCUUUAUCAAAUAAAUAAAAAUAUUGAUCAUAUAUCUUAACGUACUGUUAAUACAGGAUUUCCCUUGCUCUUUUGAAAUCAAAAACACUACAUAGAUAUCACAACAUCUAUUCGAGCGGAGCCGUGACACUGCGUGACUUUCCUUUAUAGCGUUGUGUGAAAAGAGUUAUAUGCAUUGUUAUGAAUAGCUGCAGUCUCUUGUACCUUAUCGCUUAAUUAAUUCACCAAAAUUGGUAGAUACAGGCCCACACCAUCUGCUUAUCCGAUAUUAUCAGAUACCCUUCAAGGUGGCGUUUUUGCCUUGUGUUCUAACAAAUGGCUUCUGCACUUUCCCAACCUCUAAAAUCACCUUCAUUCUUCAUUUCUUUCCUCACUCCAGUUAGCUUUGUUAUC